Messenger RNA from Acanthochromis polyacanthus (spiny chromis), 5026 nucleotides. RefSeq names its product sarcoglycan, alpha (gene sgca). The record is from RefSeq and is a predicted model, not a curated record. Gene Ontology annotation, cellular component: membrane; sarcoglycan complex. Gene Ontology annotation, molecular function: calcium ion binding. Lineage: Eukaryota; Metazoa; Chordata; Actinopteri; Pomacentridae. Bases 3608 to 4810 code for a protein of 400 amino acids. The transcript has 11 exons.
AUAUUUGCACUGAAGUUGUGACUCUCGCAAAUCUCCUCAACUCUAAAACUAAACCUUUCUUUUCUUUUGUUUAUCCAACAAUCACCUGGUAAACUGAGGAAAAUAGUGCAUAUCAAUGAAAGCAAAGUCUGAUCAUGCAUUAAAUUCAUGUCAGAAUCCAUAGAAUUCAUACUGGUUUAUAAGAAAGGCAUUGCAAUCAGAAACUUGAAGUUCCUUCCAAAUUUUUAGCCUGUAGUGUAUGUCAAGAUCAAGAUUUUUUAUUUGCCAUUUGUGCACAAACAUACAUUGAAAUUCUUGUGCCUGGCUCUCUUAUAGUUGAGUAAAAAGCACUUAAUCAAAAUAGGAAGUGAACAUUUUCAAAACACUCCACAAGAGCACUCUACAAAAUAAAUCUGAAUGCUGUAUGUGCAUGCAGUGCUGUGAUUUAGUCACCUCUACAGUAUAAAAGCAUUCCCAAAAAAUACUUUUAUUGCAGGAGAAGGCUGCACGAGGAAGUGGAGAAGAUGUGGAGAAGCUCAAUAUGAUUAGAAAUCGCAAUAAUAAAACAAAAACUAGGAUUUUUUUGGUCACAAAUAUGUCUUCAGGUGCUUUAAAUAUGCCAAUUUUAUCCUUAAAGUCAUCUUAUGUAAAGUUAGUUUGCAUAGAAUGACAUCUUACAGAGUGCUUAAGGCAGGAUUUUUUACUCUGAGGAAGUGAUGGAUGUAGUUUCACAUAUGUCAUAAAAAAAAUAAUGCAGCUGCAGCAGUUGAAUUCUGUGGAUGAAUGCAAAUAAGCAUCCUUUAAAGUUUUCUUGCACUGCUUUAUUUAUUUUAUCAUGACUCUUUCACUGCUUAAUUUAAAAGGUUUUUGAAAUAUUAAUUUGUUAAAGUUGCAACUAGAGGUUUUUUUUCAUUGUUUACUGAUUAUUUCCGUGAUUAAUCGAUUAGUUGUUUGGUCAGAAAAUGAUGAAAAAUGUUCACCAGUGUUUCCUAAACCCAAUAUGAAAAAUGUGUUGUUUUUUCCACAAUCCAAAGAAAAUCAGUUUACUGUCAUAGAAGAUGGAGGGAAAUCAGAAAAUAUUCAAAUUUAAGGAGCUGGAGCCAAAAAAUCCCCUGUUUUCUUCAAAAAUGCUUAAAUCAACUGAUUAAUGAGUUGUUUAAUCUAUAAUAAGUCAGAAAAUGGUGAAAAAUGUCAAUAAGUGUUUCAGAAAGAAAGACAAAUGUCUUUUUCUGUCCACGACCCAAAAAUAAAAGUCAUAAAAGUGGAAUAAAAUCAGACAAUAUUCACAUGUAGGAAGCUGGAAUCAGAGUAUUUUUAAAAACAAAAUACAAAAACCAAUAAAUGUGUUCAUUAUUUGGUCCAUAAAAUGUCAGAAAAUAGUAAAAAUAAAUAUAAAAUAGGUGUGUCCCAAAGCCCAAAAUGACGACUUAUAACAUCUUAUUUUGUCAUAGUCGAAUAACAAAAUUGAAAAUGUUCACAUUUAGGAAACCGGAAUCAUAAAAUUUUGACUUCUUGCAAAUUAGUUAACUGAUUAUCAGAAUAGUUGUCAAAUAAUCCAAUAAUUCACAACUAAAUGAUUAUUCUCUGCAGCUCUAAAAAAAAUAAAAAUCAGACUGCAUUAUAUUUUCUGCAGUAUGAAUUGUAUAUUAAUAGCAUUUUUUUUGUGUGAUUAUGAGGGGAAAAUGCACAUAUUUAUGGCCUUGUGUGUCAUUUCUAAUGCAUUAUGUGUUCCUGGCAGCUUUACACAUUAUAAAUUAGUAAAAUGAAGUGAUGGCUGUAGCACAAGAACAGAAGAUAACAGAAGAAUCCAGAAAAUGUUCAAAUUUUGGAAGCUGGAAUUAGAGUAUUUCUACUUAAUUUUCUUACAAAAUUGCUCAUACAGAUGAAUUGAAUGUAAAACAGAUGAAGAGUAUUGUUAUUUUAACUCCUGCAACACCUCAUUUACAAUUUCAUAGGGUGAAGGAUGGACAAAGAGUUUUAUUAUGUGGAUUAAAGAUACCUGCCUGACUUCACUGAGGCAUUGAAUUAGAUUACAGUCCUUGUUGAUAAGUUUUGGUUGUUCAAAAAAUAAAGAAAAUUUGGGAACAACUGCACCAAAAAAUGAGCAAAAGAAGCCAGAUUUAACUGCUUUCAUUCACUACAUGAGAUUAAUUUCACUUUCACUAGUCUAUUUCUUUUUAAACUUCACUAAACAUGCAUGAUCACUUACAUGUAAGUCCUGAUGGUGCACCUCUGGAGACUGUCAGGUAACCUAACCAGCACUAGGACCCGGUGACAGCAGGCUCACGUCAGCCCUCCUCUUCCAGCACAUCCGCUCUCUGCAGCCACAUUGCUGCUUCCUGCAUUCUGCAUCUGCGCCCAUAGAAACAUGAAACACUAUCAGAGGAGGCAGACAAAGCAGUUCCCUAUGUUUUAAUCUCCACACAAGGUCUCUGUUUACCCCCAAGGCCGACAGAUUCCCACAGCAGCUGGAUAAAACACAGGAAACAGGCACUAAUUAUUAUGUUUUCUUAACUGUCACCUGCUUUCUCCUUUAUCAGGUUACCUACAUGUUCUUCUGAGCAGCUGAAGGUCUGGUUUGAAGGACACAAGUGGAGGAAAAUCACCUCAAAAGAUUGAGCUGCUGUCAGACAGGAUGUACAUCAGUUUUCAGUGAGGCUGCAGCGCCAUCUAGCUUGUAUUCUCAUGAAAAUGUCGAAGCAAUGUCCUGUCCUUGAGUCAGCCACUGACAAGAACUGUUUAAAUACUAGUUUUUUAGUCUUUUUAUGAUCUAAUUUGUACAAUAAAUGAAGAGUAAAAUAAUUUAUUUAAUAAAUUAUGUCAAAUUAAUUACUUAAUUGAAUAUUUCUGCUAUCUGGCACUUCAAAACACAUUUCCUCAAGAGCAAAUUUCUGUAUUUACUUACUAUAAAGUAAAUAAAUACAGAAACGUAUUUGAUGUCUUGUGCUUUAAUUCACUUUGUAGCAACUAUUUUGUGUAGUGUAAAUGUAUUUUGAGACAAAACAUGUUGAAAAAAAACAGAGAGAUACAAAAAAAAGAUUUUAAAAUUCAAAACUCCAGCAAAAUUUGCUGGAUUUUGGUUGAUUUUUUGUGAAUGUUCUUAAAGAAACAUUUUUAGCUUUUCUUUUUUCCACCAAAAAAUAGUCAAACAUUUCACAAAAAUGUUGAAAAAGUGAACAUCAGAAGCUUCACUGUGAUUUUUUUUAUUUUUUUUCCCACAUUUUCCAACCGGCUGAGUUUUGACCCACGGGACCACAUGCAGGUUAAUCAAAUAGUCAAAAAGCUUAAUUUUGGUCUCGUCAGAUAGAAACAAUUUUCUUCCAGUUCUUCACGGGAGUGUUUUGAUUUUAGUUUAAAGUUUAAUACUUUCUACUGACAUGUAGUGGAGCUGACGUGUAAUGCAGCUAAAAUGGGAAUGCACAAGUUGCUAAUUAAUGUUUUUAGUCGGUUUAGGCCUGGAAAUUGAAAGAUGUGACUCUAUAUCAACAGUAGGAACAAUACAGCUUUAGAUUCCCUACACCCUCCCAGACACCACUUCGGAUGUUUUUAGGUGACUGAGGUCAAAAAUAACUCGCAGUGACCAAGCCCCUCUCCCCACUUGGCUCCGUCAAUCACAGGCCAAAGCAAGAUGGCAGGCUGCAGGAGCUGGGUCUUCCUUCUAACAGUUUGUGCUGUCAGUGUUUUUGGGGCCAAAGCAGAGAUCAAAUUCACCAUUCCUGUGGGGAAGCUGUUCACAUACGAACUGAAGAGAGAGACUUUCCAAAGCGAGUUUGAGCCUUUGUCAAAACUCUACGCCGGUCGCCUGUACGAUGACCCCAUGAUUUUUAAAUGCAACAGGCAGUAUUUCCCAGACCUCCCAGAGUGGCUCCGCUUCACCCAACGGCACCCCUUUGAUAACGGAUUCCUGUACGGCACGCCGACGUCUCCAGGAAAAAGUAUAAUUGAGAUCUAUGCCGUCAACAAGCGCAGCUAUGAAACAGCCAGACACAUCCUGGUGAUCAAAGUUACUGCAGAGAAGAUGCUGCCCUACCAGGCCGAGUUCUUCCUCAAGCUGAGGGAGAUUGAAAAGGUGCUGCCCUCUACUGUCCAGACUGAGAUAAAGCAGGACCUACAGAAGCUGUGGGACACCGAGGCCUUGGAGAUAGUCAACAUCUCCAACGCCCUCGACCAAGGAGGCCGAGUUCCUCUUCCUCUGGCGGGACACUUUGAAGGGGUGUACGUGAAGGUGGGCUCGGAGCAGUAUUUCUCAGACUGUCUCCAGAGGGUCCUGACUCCGGAGCACCAGAGGCAGUGCACGGCAGGAGCCAAAGUCAAGGUUCCAGGAGGAUGCAACUUCUGCAGCAUCCCCAGCAACUGCAUCACCUGGUGCAAGACGGAGCUGUUCGACCUGACCAAGCUGGAGCCGGAGCCUCCUGCUCCCACCAUGGGCUCUGGGAUUCUGGACGCCGGGAUCGACUUCGACCCUCCCGAGUCGCCCCCCAGCAGAGACUACCUCCCCGACUACUUGGUGACGGUGAUCGUGCCGCUGAUCCUCGCCGUCAUCCUGUGUGCUCUGCUGGCCUACGUCAUGUUCUGCAGACGAGAGGGAGUUGCAAAAAGGAACGCAAGAACAAACCAGAUCCAGCUGUACCACCAACACACCAUCCACGGGGACACCGAUGAGCUGAGGAACAUGGCGGGAAACCGAGGCGUCCCUCCUCCUCUGUCCACGCUGCCCAUGUUCAACUGCAGGACCGGAGAAAGAGCUUCACCGCUGCAGUCGGACAGCCCCAGCAUCCCCCUCAUCAUGGCCCAGCAUGAUCCCUACAGCGACACGCUGCCCAGGAAGUGAGAACAAUGAUGGAUGAACUAUCUUUGCUCCACUGAGUUUUAUUCAUUUGCUGCCACACUUUAUGCUUCUGUAUUUGCAGUGGAAUUUUAUGUCAUUUCUUCUUUGGGUUUCCAUUAAAAUAAAUUAAUAGUGUGUAAUUUAAAUCGUUAUUUGCCGUUUAUGAUUUUCUGUUUGCAGCCGUCUUCACUCCCAAUAUAAUAAAUAUAUCAUAUCUCA